CUCCACCAGCUAUCAUCUAUCGGCUUAUACUAGCGGCCCUCCCUCCCCUUGCCUCCUCCUCUCUCUUUCUCUCUCUCUCAUUGUUUUAUAUUUCCUGUGCCUUGCCUUGCCGAGGGUAUUUUCGUCUUUCCUCCCUGUCCCACUGCCUCAGUCAGUCCCCUCUCCGUCCCGCCGCCACAUCGCUCGGCUCCCCCGUCCGUCACUCCUUGUUUUUUCUCUCCCGGACCAACACGACGAAGAACAGCACCCAGACCGCGAGAGAGAAGGGAAGAAAAAAAAAGGAGCCGUUUACUACGAAGUACACGUACGGCCGUUUUCCCUUUCUACACGUACGAGUGCAGAAACCUCAAGCAAGGACGACGAAAAUAGCUCUUCACGCCUCUCGCUCGCCAACAAGCAUCCGUCCGUCGCCCGGCUACUUACUACUGAGCAUCAAUCAAUUCGCCCAUCUUGCGGUCAAGACGGCAGUGGCUGCUCGCCACCGAUCUGUGUCCAACCAAAAGUUCUUGAGUAACCACAACGCACGUACGCUUUGCACACAUAUCGCGCGGCUCAAAACAGCAAGCCAGCCAGCCAUACUACCCACCUCGGUGUCCACCCGCCGCCAUUGUCACUCGCUUCAUCGCGUGUACGACGCGGUCCAGUCUCUGUCGUCCGCUGUGGCUGUUCCGCAUAUGAAUGUGCAGUUUUUGUUUCUGCACCGUCUGGUACUGUUGCACGAGUCCAUCAGAGAAACAACAUUGCAGGAGCACUCAAACUUCCGACCGUCACACACGCCGCUGCUUGUUUGACCGCUUGUUGCACGAGCGACUUACACACACAACGCUCAUUCUUCAACGCCUUGCAAGCUCUUGCUUGCUUUGGCCAGCCCCUUACAACCAUCCGACAGACGGCUCAGGCACUUGGACAUAUUUGAUUCUGCCUCUUUUACCACGUCCUGCUGCUUCCUUUGCCGCCGUCCCUCCCUUCGUCCUUCCUACUCUCCCCGGCAAGCAAGCACUCGGAGAUGACGGGUCUGAUACCUCUUGCUCUCGGCACGGAGAGCGCCUCAUCCGGCGGGAGGUUCAGCAUGUACUACCCAGAGCAUGACCAUGCUCUCCGACGCUUCGGCGUCGUGUAUUCCAAAGAUGCGCCGAACCCGAUGCGCCCUUCCGCCUGGAAGCCGGCGCCCACGACCGAUGCCUCAGCCCGGGCGUCGCAGUGGCCUGUACCCCUGGAUGACAUCAAGCGAUCAUUUCUUCACGACGACUUUCGGGCUUGCUACAGUCGCUGCCACGAGGCAUUGAAGCAUUCAGAGACAUUGGAUGGGAUCCAGCCCGCUUAUCUCGUCUACUUGCGUUUCUUCGCGGCCAUGGCCUCGGAGAUGCAAGCCCGCCACGCACCUCGCACGUCCCCCUCUCGCCACGGCCUGCUCCAACAGGCGCAGGCGCACUACCGCGUCGCAGCGGGCAUCGCAAAGCGCGAAGACGAGACCCUAGUCGCGUCCACGCCGCCGCCGCCGUCCGUGCGCGUCGCGUCCCCAAGCCCCAGUGACAAGACCAUCAGCACGGACGACUCCUCCCCACCAAGCACCCCGACCAGAGUGGCGUCGCCCGUAUUGUCCGCCAGCUCUACCAUUGACGGCUGCUCACCAUCCAAAGGUUCCUCACCUGCGGGGAAACGCAAGAAGAAGAGGGUUGCGUUCCGCGACGUGCCCAUCAUGGAGCCCUAUAUUCGGCCAGACUCCCCCACCUUGGGUUUUGACGACUGGUUGGGCCGCUCCUCACCCGAGCCGUUCUACCCAGAAUCGAUCCUGAAGCAUGGCCACAACAUGUCAGAGUGUCAAGAAGAGCCCUUGCCGUUGACUGCGACACCCGAGCUGAUCCGGGAAGACGAGUCGGUGGAGGACCCCCUUUGCUGCCAGGACACUUUCGGGCCCCAGUACCGCGUUGUACUUGCAAGCAUCCGGUGUCAAAUCGAAAAGCACAUGGCGACGCUGGAUGGAGAGCUGGAGUCAGGCCAGGGCCAAUCCUCCGCAUCCGAACCUGUCGACAUUGGCACUCGCAUCGAGCGGCUACGCGCCUGCGGCUGGCGACGGCGUCGCUUCGACGCCAGGAAAUACCAAAAUCUCUGCGAAAACGUCCUGGCUGAGCUCAAUUCCUGACCCUCCAUCGUCGACCGAACGCCUCGUUCGCGUGCGACCGCUCACUCCCACCAUCUCUGUCCACACGACAUCAUCAAGGUCGUCCGUGCAAGGCAGGCUUGUUCAUGCAUGCUCUCUUCUGUUUCUGGUCGUAUUCCUUGCAGAUAGCAUGGCCACAGUUCCUCUUUGCUCGCUUCGAACCUAUACAUUGAAGCCCACGUUUGGGAGGGGGGGCCCGGCUGUUCACCCUGCCUUUCCGCAUUGCGGCCGUCGCGCUUCACGCGCGGUUGCAUGCCAGCUUUGUACUAUCACUGAUGUAACGACCAAGCCAUGCCUGAACGAUAGAUGAGCAGAAUAGUGUUAAACAAAAAUACGGAGCUUAAAUCGCCCCUUUUGUCACGG
This is a messenger RNA of Purpureocillium takamizusanense, 2524 nucleotides long. RefSeq lists its product as uncharacterized. The coding region runs from base 1007 to 2143 and encodes 378 amino acids. The record is from RefSeq and is a predicted model, not a curated record. Lineage: Eukaryota; Fungi; Ascomycota; Sordariomycetes; Hypocreales; Ophiocordycipitaceae. The transcript is spliced from 2 exons.